GCUGAAGCAAAGGGAACAGCAAACACAAAGGCCCUGAGGCCAGCAGGUGCUGGAUGUGUUUGGAGGAAUGGAAAGAGGCCAGGGUGUAUCAAAGGGAAUGAGGGAGGGGGAAAACAGAAGGAAAUGGAGUUAGAGAGGUAACAGUGGGCCGAAGGGACCUUGUGGCCAAGGUAAGGAGUUUGGGUGUUACUCUAAGUGUGACAGAAAGUCAUUGGUUUGGCGUCUCACAUUCCUCUGCUCACUUUAACAGCCUUGCUGACCCCCCAGUGCCUGAAAACAGCAAUCCCUUUCCUAGCUCCGUGUCUUUGCUCACGCCACUCCCACCCCUUGGAAUAUUCUCCCCUCCCUUUGCAUUCCUGGCCCCUUGCCUUUCAGGUUUCACUCCAACAUCACCACCUCAGGCCCUUUCAGGCCACCGUUUCUAAGUUAUGUGCUGCCUGUUCACUUACUCAUCCAACAAAUAUUUCUCGAGUACCUGCUGUGUGCCAAACUCUGUUCUAGGCGCUGGGAAUACAGCAAUCAAAACAAAACACCAGACAAGCCUUGCCCUCCUGGGGUUAACAGUCUCAUCAGGAGGGAGACAGUAAAUAAGAUCAGGCAGUAAGUGCUAAGGAGAGAGUAAGGUACAAAGAAUGGUGAUGGGAAAUUCUCAGGAUAGCCUUUUUCACAAGGAAGGUAGCAUCUGAGUAAAUACCUUAAAUGAGGGAUCUCUGGGAGAGGAGAAUUUCAGGCAAGGGAAACAGCCAGCGCAAAGGCCCUGAGGUAGAAGUGUGCCUGGUCUGCGUGAGAAUGAGCCAGGGUGCUGGUGUGGCAGGAGACAGCCGAGUUGGGGAGAAGGUUGGGAGAUGAACUCAAAGGUGUGUGGGGUUGGGUGGAAGGGUAAUAAAGGACCUUGUGGGCUUUCCAGUUGAGGGAGAUGGGAACCACAAUAGAGUUCUGAAGGGAGGCAGAGUGCGAUCUGACUUGGGUGUGCACAGGAUCCCUUCUGGCUGCUUGGCGUGAGGGGGAACAAACCGAGGAGGAUGGGAAGCAGGGAGCAGUGAGGAGGUCUCUGCACUAGUCCAGGCCCAUCGCUGGUCAUUUGUCUUAGUUUUGAAACAAUCCUUACUUUAUAGCUGAGGAAAGGGAGCCUAGGAGGGGCUGGUUCCGAUCGUGCAGUAAGUAGCAGGAAGAGGAUUUGACUCCAGCUGCCUGACUUUAGGUUCGGAGGGGCCAGAGCCAACCUGCAUAGCAUUCGCCAUCACCUCUGCACCUGCCCGGGAGAGGCUAGCUCAGCGCGCAUGCGUAGUCCCGACGCCGCGUCCCCCGACCCUCCGAGCGCCCCAGGCCCCGACAGGAUCCCCGAGGACACAAGUGUGUCUCCAGGACGCCAGGAGAGGCCCCCUGGGCCGUGCGCGCCACCGGGGCUGGCGGAGGCGCUGAGCGCUCUGGGGCUGGAGGGAGAGCGCGAGUACGCCGGGGACAUCUUCGCUGAAGUCAUGGUGUGCCGUUCUCUGCCGCGGAAGGCCCUGCCCCGGACCGUGACCCCAGAGAUGCGCGCGCUAGUGGUGGACUGGCUGAUCCAGGUGCACGAAUACCUGGGCCUGGCGGGGGACACGCUCUACCUGGCGGUGCACCUGCUCGAUUCCUACCUGCGCGCCGGCCGAGUGCGCCUACACCGCCUGCAGCUGCUGGGGGUGGCCUGCCUGUUCGUGGCGUGCAAAAUGGAAGAGUGCGUGCUUCCCGAGUCGGCCUCCCUCUGCCUCCUGGGCGCUGGCUCCUUCUCACGGGCCGAGCUUCUGCGUGCCGAGCGGCGCAUCCUGAGCCGCUUGGAUUUCCGGUUGCACCACCCGGGCCCGCUACUUUGCCUUGGGCUACUGGCUGCGCUGGCCGGGAGCAGCCCCCAGGUGAUGCUACUUGCCACCUACUUUCUGGAACUGUCUCUGCUGGAGGCCGAGGCUGCAGGAUGGGAGCCCGGUCGGCGCGCAGCUGCGGCGCUGAGCCUGGCGCACCGCUUGCUCGAAGGGGCGGGCUCCAGCCUCGAGCCCUCGCUUUACAGCCCCGCAGAGCUGCGCCCGCUCGAGCCGUGCAUGGCCCGCGCCGCGCUCCGAGGCCCCGCUCCCGGCCGUGCCGCCAUCUUUCUCAAGUACGCGCGGCCCCAGCGCCAGGGCACCAGCCUCGCCGCCGCCCGCCUGCUCCGCCGCCCCCAGCCCGAGUCUCCCUGAGCUCGGGGACCCCAGCAAAAAAGACUGUCCGUGUGUAUCCGUUUUCCACGUCAAUAAAGGAGGUGUGUGGGUUUUUGUUUUGUUUUAA
Mustela lutreola (European mink) is the source of this 2292-nucleotide messenger RNA. RefSeq names its product cyclin P (gene CCNP). Gene Ontology annotation, cellular component: cytoplasm; cyclin-dependent protein kinase holoenzyme complex; nucleus. NCBI's taxonomy places the organism in Eukaryota, Metazoa, Chordata, Mammalia, Carnivora, Mustelidae. Gene Ontology annotation, biological process: mitotic cell cycle phase transition; regulation of cyclin-dependent protein serine/threonine kinase activity. Gene Ontology annotation, molecular function: cyclin-dependent protein serine/threonine kinase regulator activity. The record is from RefSeq and is a predicted model, not a curated record. The transcript has 7 exons. The coding region runs from base 1281 to 2204 and encodes 307 amino acids.